Gracilinanus agilis (Agile Gracile Mouse Opossum) is the source of this 3702-nucleotide messenger RNA. It is a transcript of the gene YY1AP1, whose product is annotated as YY1 associated protein 1. Gene Ontology annotation, molecular function: transcription coregulator activity. Gene Ontology annotation, biological process: regulation of DNA-templated transcription. The record is from RefSeq and is a predicted model, not a curated record. Gene Ontology annotation, cellular component: nucleus. The transcript has 10 exons. Lineage: Eukaryota; Metazoa; Chordata; Mammalia; Didelphimorphia; Didelphidae.
AUGGGAUUGUUCAAGGAGAUGAUGAAAGGAGAGGAAGACAGGAGGGAUGAACAGGUAGUUAAUGUUGGUGAUGGCAUUAAGGAAGACAACAAAAAGUUGUUCCUCUCCAGAUCCUUGUUGAGAAAUACUAAGUUGCGUAAUGAGCAGAAUCAUGUCAUAAAUGAAUUGGUAGCAUACUUAUGGGUGAAGAAGUCUUUACUUAAGCGGAAGCAGGAAACAUAGAAGGUCAAGCCAGAGAUGUCCAAGCCCCAGAUUGACAAUGACAUGCAGACAUGGGUUCUGAAUGCAGCUCAAAGGAAGAGGCUUCAACAACAGAUGCAGCAGCACGUUCAGCUCCUGACUCAGAUUCACCUUCUGGCCAGCGCCAACCCCAGCCUCAGUUCGGAGGCCAAUACCACCAAGAUGUUUCUUAAGGAACUGGGGACCUUUGCUCAAAGCUCUGUUGUCCUUCACCAUCAGUUCAAUCCCAAAUUUCAGACCACAUUCCAGCCCUGUAACCUGAAGGGUGCUCUGCAGCUCAUAGAAGACUUUCAUUCGCACAUCAACAUCGACUUGAGCCCUCGAAAAAAUGUCAAGGAGAGUGCCACUGAAUUUCCUUGUAUGCCGAAGCAAGUUGCCUGGAUCCUGGCCACAAGCAAGGUCUUCAUGUAUCCAGAACUACUACCAAUUCGUUCCCUGAAGGUGAAGAAUCCCAGGGACAAAAUAUUCUUUACCAAAGCAGAAGACAAUUUGUUAGCUUUGGGGCUGAAACACUUUGAAGGGACUGAGUUUCCUAAACCUCUAAUCAGCAAAUACCUCCUGACUGCCAAGUCUGCUCACCAGCUGACCGUGAGAAUCAAGAACCUCAACAACAGCCGGGCUCCGGACAAUAUCAUUAAAUAUUAUAAGAAGACCAAGCAGCUGCCAAUAUUGUUUAAGUGUUGUGAAGAUCUUCAGCCUGAUCAGUGGAAGCCACCAGUGGAGAGGGAAGAGCGGCAUCUCCCUUUCUGGUUAAAGGCCAGUUUGCCGUCUAUCCAGGAGGAAAUACAGCAUUUAGCUAAUGAUGCUGGAGAAUCAAGAAAUAUGGCUGGAUUUGCUGAGACCAGUUCUGAGCCAGGUCUAGAGUCAAAGAAUGAUAGCCAAUACCCCCUGCUGCUGCCCAAGGGUGUGGUGCUGACAUUGAAACCGCUGGCCAAACGAUUUUCAUCUAGGAGGAUUUGGAGGCAAAGGUCAUCGGUCCUGAAACCCCUCCUUAUCCGCCCUGCCCCUUCUCUCCAGCCUAGUUCAAAUGACAAUACUGGAGUCCCAGUAGCCCAGUUGGAAGCGCCUCCAAGCAAAGUGGAAAUCUCAAACUCCCAACUGAUCCAGCCAGCCACUGUUUUGCACACUAGAGUUCCAGAGGCUUCACCUUCGGCCGUCACUGGAGGGGAUGGCAUACCCAUGGCUUUGCCAGCUAUAGCCCCUGAAAAUGGGACCCCUACUCCAGCCACGUCCCAGUCCUUCCUCUCUCCUACUUCAGCAACCUUCCCAUCGCCUGUUACCCCCAAACUGUGUGUGUCAGGGGUGAAGCCCCCAAAGAGAAAGUGGGCUAAGGCCUCCCGACUCUUGAAACCUACCCCCGUCCUUCCUUCUCCCUCAGUAAUCCUCACUGUUCCUGCCACUGUGAUCCAGCCUCUUACAGCCAUAGCUCAGAGCCCUCAGACCAUCCCCAUAACUGCCCUUUUGCUUAGCCCUACAUCCUUCAUCUGUCCUUUAAACCAGCCCUUUAUAGCUUCUUCUCUUCCACCCUUAAUUGUCUCUGGUAACCCUGUGAAUCUCCCUGUGCCACUCAUCCCUGAGGAAAAUACACAGGUGAAACCAAAUAUUCCUCAUCCUCAGGCUGAAGGGGAAAGUGCCUUUCCAGCCACUGAGCCGAAAACAGAACCCCAAGAGUCGUCUUCUCUUUGUCCAUGUCCGUACCCCAAAGAAGAACAUAGCCCAGGGCCUCCCACCCCAGGCAGGGAGAGUCAGGUAGACUCAUUUGAGGGUAACACUCAUAGUUGGACUGUUGUGAAAACACUGGAUGGGAGGCAAGUCCUGGAGCCACUGUCUCACACCUCUCAGAAAACCAUUGAUUUUCUGCAGGGGAAUUUACUGAACAUUGUUAAAGUAGAACCUGAGGAGCCUGAGGAGGAAGCCAAUUCAACUUGGAAUAGGUUCCCUGAGCCAGGCAUUUGUGAUGACAUAAAAAAAGAAGUCUUCAUGGAGCUGGAUGUGGAGCCUUCAUAUGAGCAGGCAGGUGGUGCUCCAGAAGUGAAGAAAGAGGCAGUUUUAGAAAAGCAGGAGGAAGGUGAGACAGCAGUGUUCCCAGCCUCCAAGGGGACUCAGGGCGAAGGGAGCCCACGAGGAAAGAUGAGCAAGGAGUCUCUUGAGAACAUUUCCUCUGCUGCUAAUCCUGAUACCAUACUUAGUAGUCUCCUUGCUAAGCCUGAAGAGUCAUCCAGUGUUGAUGGCCUGUCAGUGGGGACCCCAGCUGGGCCAGAAACAGGGGGUGAGAAGGAUGGGCCAGAAGAGGAGGAAGAUGAUUUGGAUGAUCCUGACCAAGAUGAAGAAAUGGCAUCCAUCUCUGAAGAAUCAGUGCACUCUGGCCCAGAGCUUCAGGAGACGGAGAAGCUGACACGACUGGUGUCUGGGAGGUACGUGGGCCCAGAGAGGGAUUCUGAGGAAGAGAAACCUCAGAAAGAGAAUUCUGGUCCUGAGGAUGUGGUGAAAGUGGAAGAAAUGAAAAGUCCAAAGAAAGAAGAUGAGGUGAUGGCUGAAGCGGGUAGAGAUCCUUCUUUCUACGUUCACUUCACCUAAGGUGGUCCCAGAAGUGGAGACCAAAAGGACACCCAACCCAGGGGAAAGCACCAAAGCUGUUGGACAUCUGGAGCUAGCGAAGCCUUGUAGGGGCCAGAAAGGACAUCCUAAAGCUGCUCUUCCAAUACAAUGAGUGCAUCCUAGAAUGGAACUCCCCAAGAGAAAAGGAUCUGGUGGGCCUGGUUCCAGUGGACCUAGCUAGCAUAAGACCACCGAUGCCCAUGGGACUUGCUUUGGACAGAUUGUCUCUAUUUCCUGAAUUGACCUACCUCUAUUCAGAUGGGCACUCACCCAGCCAGUUCUCAGAUUUGUUCUUGUGCCUUGAUCUCACUUUGUAUUCCUAUAUUUUUUUCUGUGUAUACAUCUCACAGCUGGUCUAGGGAGUUCACAAAUGGCAUUUAACCCACCAUGUAUGAUGGACUAGAAUUUCUCUAACCUGGUGAGCUUAUCACUUUGUCUUUGGUUGUCAAGCUUUUGCUUUAAUUGGUUUGUUUGCAAUAGCUGCAAGAGCAAAGCAUGACCCCAUUUGAAAGGUGCAGUCAGAAUACUCUGUAACGCUCCAAGUUGGCUGGUACGAGUUGGUGAUUUUUGCAGAAGUCAAGCUGCUAGAGAAGCCUGUACCAGCGGCCACUUUCUUGUGUGCUCUUAAAACUCUCUUGAGGCUAGAGAAUUCCCAAUGCUGAGAAUCCUUAAUCAAGAGGGACAACACUCCAAGAGCCAUCACUGUUACAUCUACCAUUCCUCAGACCAAGCAUUCUUUGAAGGCGGGUGAUGUGUUAUAACAUACCAGGGUUAUGGGGGUCUUGAGGUCAGGAGUGAUUCUAGGGUUCAAAUGCAUGUGUUCCUCUUAAGUAUCCUCAUCAAUAAAUUCCCUUUAUCAACUUA